AUGGAAACCUCAGACUUUGAGGUCCGUAUACCUGUACAUCCGGGCGACAAAGAAGACUACAAUGACAUCAGCAUGCUAGACACGUCUUCCAGCGAUGCUGGCUUCUCAAGUGAAGAGGAAACCCCAAGCAACGAUCAAAUCUUACAAGAAGAAAAGCCAAGCUUGACUAUUGUCAAUGAAGAACUGGAGGAACUGGAGGGAAAGUCGAGGGAGGGCAUCCAUAUCCUUGAGAAGCUGGAAACCAUAUUGAAGAAAUAUCCAUCUUCCACUGGGGCCAAUGAAGCCCUACGCAAACAAAUCUUGGAGACUAUGGAUCAAGGCAAGAAUCAUCCCACAAUCACAAUUGGCGUUGUUGGUGCCACUGGUGCUGGCAAGUCAUCUCUCAUAAAUGCGCUUCUAGGAGAGAAACGUUUGGUUCCUACUAGUGGAAUGAGGGCAUGCACAGCGGCGAUUACAGAAAUCUCAUAUUGUCACGGGCCAUGGAACUAUGAGGCUGAGAUUCAGUUUGUAUCUCGGUCAGCGUGGAAGGAGGAAAUGCGUCUUCUCUUCGAAGACAUGCAGGACGGUCUUGAUGAACUUCCUUCCACUUAUGACUCUGAAUUUGGCAUAGCAUGUGCCAAAUUUAAAGCCGUAUACCGUCUUGAUCCCGAGGAUACCCGCACAAUGUCCAUUGAAAAAAUCAUGGAAGUCCCUAACGUUGCUGCCGUUCUUGGUUCAACCAAGUACGUAUCUAGAAACAAUGCAACUGACUUCUACAAUGAGCUUAAAAAAUAUGUGGAUAGUGAACCACAUUCUCUAGUUUCAGACCAGGAUAUCAUGGAUACUAAUAAUACAAUACCACAGAAUAAGCCUGUGCAAUUGUGGCCACUUGUCGAGCUAGUGCGCCUACAUGUCAAAGCACCCGUUUUGUCCACUGGGGUAGUUCUUGUGGACCUUCCAGGGUUGCUGGACGUCAACACGGCCAGGGGAACUUUGGCUCAAAAAUACAUAAAAAAUUGCUCUGGUCUGUGGGUAGUCGCACCCAUCACCCGAGCUGUCGAUGGUCACUCAGCGAAGACACUUCUAGGGGAUGGUUUCAAGCGGCAGCUGCAGCUCGAUGGUGUGAUGGGCCAGCUGGCUUUUAUCUGCAGCAAGACCGAUGAUAUCAACUUGUCGGAGGCAGCGGAUAACCUCGGACUCAAAUAUGCGAGAGAAGCGUUGGAUAAUGUUUGUGAAGAAAAAAAGCAGCGGGCCAAAGCCAUAGGCUUGAAAAUACAGAGCCUUAAACAAAAGGACAAGCGCAUAAGGUUGAAGCUAGAGAAACUGAUCGACUUUGCGAUACAGGACGAUACCGAAGUUGCCCCCGAGAUCAACUCUAUACAGAGCCCUUCUAACCAUGGUGCUAAAAACAUAUCUCUAUCGCCAUCACCCAGCCCUCGAAAGCGCGAGUUGAUGGUUUCCAAAAAGAAUCUGACAGAAAAUCAAGCCACAAUUAAGGCCGAACUCCAAUCUCUUGAGACUGAGGUUUUAUCUGUUAGAAAGGAGAUAAAACUUAAGCAACGCGAAUUUGAGCGUUGCUGCAUCGAGAAACGCAAUGAGUAUUCCGAUGCUCACAUAAGAGAGGAUUUCGUGGCUGGACUUCUUCAUCCCAGAAGCACCAGCGAAGACGAAGGUAGUGAAGACAGAGAAAUUCCAAUGACGAAAGAAAAAUUAGACGUUUUUUGCGUGUCAUCUAAGGCAUUUCAGAUAUUGGAAGGUAGGUUAAAGGAGCACAAAGUAAUGAAGGGGUUUAUAACCCCCGAGGAUACUGGAAUACCCCAGCUCCAAAGAUAUUGUUUGAACCUAGGCUUUGCGGCCCGUAUGGCAAAGCAUACCGAUUUCCUGAAUAACCUUGGCCAAUUAGUCAAUAGUUUGCAGCUUCAGGCGUCAGGGCAAGAUAAAUUGUCACUCAGGUCAAAUCAGGACGACCAGGAAUUACUUCAGGCUGAGUUCAACAAACUCAAGGAGGUUUUAAACACCACGAUUCUCAACCUAUCAAAAGCCCUGUUGGGAAUAAGGCAGCAUCUAUAUGCUAGUCUUGGUAUGUCCCGUUUCCAAGUUGCGUCGAGAAGUUUGAAGUUAAUAUGUGUAGAUGGUGCCGCCAUUGCAGCUAAGAAUGCGGCUGAAAGGGCGCCACCUCGGUGGAACCGAGUCAAGAAGGAUGGAGGGAUAUCAUAUCCCACGUACAAAGCCAUCUGCCGGAGAUCUGGUGAAUUUCGUGAUGGCAAGGGGAAUCGCUACAAUUGGAAUAAAGAGCUGGCUGACCCAUUAAUGGCAAUUAUUGGGCUAACCUGGGAAAGGACCUUUACCAGGCAGAUCCCUCAUCUACUCAACAAAACUUCAGAUUCUCUACGGAGAGAUAUAGGUGAAUUUCACAAGAACGUAAUGAAAAAUGUCCGAACGCUUAAUGAAAGCGACUCACGAUCCAAAAUCUUAAACGAUCAAUGUUUAAGAUAUAAGGAAAAGAUCAAGCAAAUUAUCCAUUUUAUCACCGAUAAAAUAGAUUCUAAGCAAAAGGAGCUGAACCGUAUUUUUGUCCCAAGCAUAACAACGGCUUUGAAACCUGCCUACAUUGAAGUUUCCACAAUCAAGGGAGCUGGUGCAUUUCCGAAAAUAAAGGCCAUAAUUGCUAACAGUGUAUCUCAGUCCAAGAACGACAUGUUCCUAGGAACCGUCGAUUUUAUCAAAAUGGAACUCGAAGAGUUAGUCAACGCCCUUGUUGACUUAAUCGACCUCGACGUCGAGAGGAUUUUCGAUGAUAUGGGUGACGAUUACUUGACGGGGGUGAAAAGCUCAAGCGAAAUGAUGGACAAAUCUCUCAAGGAGGAGCUAAUUUCAUUUUUGAAUAGUACGUCACUCUUUGGUGACAUUGCCAGAGAAGAAGAGCUGCCUGGAGAUAAUGCAGAUCCAACGGACACCGUUCUGGAUUCCAAGCCAACAGUAGUGACUACUAUGAACGGCUCCGAAGUCAAGCAUGAGCUUGAGCACAUGGAUAACUGA
Trichophyton rubrum CBS 118892 is the source of this 3018-nucleotide messenger RNA. RefSeq lists its product as uncharacterized. Lineage: Eukaryota; Fungi; Ascomycota; Eurotiomycetes; Onygenales; Arthrodermataceae. The record is from RefSeq and is a predicted model, not a curated record. The transcript has 6 exons. The coding region runs from base 1 to 3018 and encodes 1005 amino acids.